Messenger RNA from Chenopodium quinoa (quinoa), 2459 nucleotides. RefSeq names its product probable protein phosphatase 2C 15. Gene Ontology annotation, biological process: protein dephosphorylation. Gene Ontology annotation, molecular function: protein serine/threonine phosphatase activity. The record is from RefSeq and is a predicted model, not a curated record. Lineage: Eukaryota; Viridiplantae; Streptophyta; Magnoliopsida; Caryophyllales; Amaranthaceae. The transcript is spliced from 9 exons. The coding region runs from base 865 to 2160 and encodes 431 amino acids.
CUCCUAAUUUCCUUCUCUCAUAAAAUAUUCAUUUCAACUCAGUUCAGUAAAUGGGAAUAAACCUUAAGACUAUUUGAGAACUGAAAUAUAUAAAAGUACUUUUAACAGAAAAAAAAAAAUUAAUCAAGUGAAAUCUAAUUACAUCCUCCCUUGAAAAUUCGGACAACUAACCAACUAUUCUAUGAUCCUCUCAUGAGUCUCAUCUCUUCCAAAUCUUGUCCAUGGUUUUCAUUACAAAAGGAUAUAUCAUAGUAUCAUACCAUAUUACUUUAUUACAGCAAGUGAGUCCAAAAGAGUGUCAAAAUUCCACUCUCCUAAAUAUUUUCAGACUAUCUCAUCCCUCCAUUUCACCAUCCUCCUUUUAGCUGCAUGCAAAAACACCCAAAAAAGUCGCACCUUUUUUUAUCCUUCUUAAAUAAUCCUCAUUUCUCAACAAAGUCUUCCCCUUUUACUUGAAUUAUUUUAAUCACAACCCAUUACACUUUCUCAGCUAUUUCACUUCAAUCAAUUCUUAAUUAUUGCAAUUGGGUUGUUUUUAAUUUUAAUUUUGGUGGCCUCAUUUUACAGUUCAUAAUUUGGGUGUUGAUAUUUGGUAUAAGAUAAUCAAUUCCGCGUAUCCUUGCCGUGUCGAUUUUCUCCCCCUUUUCUCUUCUUCAUCACUUGCACUUUGUCUUUUUUGUCGACUUCAGUCAUUUUCAGAUCUAAUUUCUGACUCCUGUCUUCCUCAUUUUGUUGGCGGAUCUCCUGAAAAUUCAAUUUGGUAGGUACAACCUAUAUUUUGAUUUUCAUCAUAUGAUUGGUAGAAGAAAGAAGAAAAAUCGGUGAAUUUUAAUUGAGGAAUUUGAAGGGGUUGUUUGGCUGAAAAUGGCGACAAGAGAAGAUACGAGAAGACAGAAUAAUCAACAGCAUGAACUCAUACCACUAGCUGCAUUAAUUAGUAGAGAAUUGAAGAGUGAGAAGAUGGAAAAACCAUCUGUUAGCUAUGGAUAUGCUGAGAAAGCUAAGAAAGGGGAGGAUUUUUACUUGGUUAAAACUGAUUGUCAGAGAGUUCCUGGCAAUUCUGCUUCAACAUUUUCAGUUUUUGCUAUUUUUGAUGGGCAUCAUGGAAAUGCUGCUGCUAUAUACGCUAGGGAUAACUUACUGAAUCAUGUGUUAGCUGCGAUGCCUCGAGAGCUUGGUCGUGAUGAAUGGCUUCAUGCCUUACCUAGAGCACUAGUCGCUGGAUUUGUCAAAACUGACAAGGAAUUCCAGCUUAAAGGGAAAACUUCAGGAACCACAGCCACUUUCGUAAUUGUAGACAGAUGGACAGUUACUGUUGCAUGUGUUGGUGAUUCCCGCUGUGUAUUAGAUAUACAGGGAGGUGCAGUUUCAGAUUUAUCUGUUGACCAUAGGCUGGAAGACAAUGAGGAAGAGAGGCAGCGUGUAAUAGCUAGUGGUGGUGAAGUUGGGAGGCUAAGCAUUGUUGGAGGUGUAGAGAUUGGGCCUCUCCGUUGCUGGCCAGGGGGCUUGUGCCUUUCUAGGUCAAUUGGAGAUGUGGAUGUGGGAGAAUUCAUAGUUCCAAUUCCACAUGUCAAACAAGUUAAGCUAUCAAAUUGUGGUGGGAGGCUCAUAAUUGCAUCAGAUGGCGUUUGGGAUGCUUUAUCAUCAGAGAUGGCUGCAAAAUCAUGUCGUGGUUUGCCAGCUGAUCUUGCUGCCAGGCAAGUUGUCAAGGAAACCCUAAGGACAAAGGGACUCAAGGAUGACACAACGUGCGUAGUUGUUGACAUAAUCCCACCUGAAAAUGAUGUAACACUAUUGCCACCUCCUAAAAAGCAGAACAAACUUAAAGCUUUAUAUUUCUGGAAGAAGCUCCUUAACUAUACAAACAAAUCAUCGAAGAAGUUAUCACCUUUAAUUAUCGUGGAAGAGCUAUUUGAAGAAGGAUCAGCUAUGCUUGCAGAAAGAUUGGGAAACGAUGAUUCCUCUGCUCAAUCAGCCUCUGGUUUCAACUGUGCUAUAUGUCAAGUUGACCUUGCUGCAAAUGAAGGCAUCUCAGUCCAUGCUGGCUCCAUUUUCUCCACCUGCAGCAAGCCUUGGCAAGGUCCUUUCCUCUGCAGUGAUUGCCGAGACAAGAAAGAUGCCAUGGAAGGAAAACGCCCUAGCGGUCUCAAAAUUAUGUAAUCCAUAUUCUCUCCAACGUUAUUAGUUGUUAUACCUACCAUUCAAUUCUUUUAAUUCUUAAUUCAUUUGGUAGGCGAUUCUUUUAGGUAGUAGUUAGCUUUAACUAGUACACCUAGUAUAUAUGUAAUCUUUAGAAAUAAUUGAUCAUUGGCUGUAGUUAUGGUUGUAGAAUCAAUCUAGAUGAGAUUUGAGGUUGAACUUUUGUGUUCAGCUGUGCUUAAAGCCUAAAGGCUUAAUAUUCUUCAUGUACAUAGAUUCUAUGGUACAAGUGCUAAUCUGCAUUAUUAUUAUUCUUUAAA